Paramisgurnus dabryanus is the source of this 998-nucleotide messenger RNA. RefSeq names its product F-box protein 36b (gene fbxo36b). Gene Ontology annotation, molecular function: protein binding. NCBI's taxonomy places the organism in Eukaryota, Metazoa, Chordata, Actinopteri, Cypriniformes, Cobitidae. The record is from RefSeq and is a predicted model, not a curated record.
ACGAGUUCAAGGAAUGGCGAGCUUGAUGGGAGAAACUUUUUUUGAGAUCAGUGGACAGGGUCCUGCACCUUUAAAGGACUACUUUCACUUUGAAAUUUCACAAUCUGAGGUAAUUUGGAGAUGGUGGAAGAUUUCUCUGAGAUUAAACUCCAGGAAUACAAAACCAGGAGAACUGAGACAAUCACACGAAGACUACCUAGAAGACAACCGUCUGCAAAGUCAGGUGGCCAUGGUGUUUGGUCCUCACAUCUUACAGUACUCCAAACAAUUAUGCCAGGGACAAUACGAUUACAUUGUACGUCUCCCCAACUCUUUACUAUUCAACAUCAUGACACGUUUGAACCUUGAAGAUCUUGAAGGCCUUUCACGCACCUGCCAUAGGUUUAGAGAGCUUUGCAAUUCAGAGGAGUUUUGGGAGCAGACAGUGAGAAAUCAAUGGGGUGCUCUCACUCCCUCCGUGGAAGAUUUGGCUAAGGAUGUUGGCUGGAGGACAGUUUUCUUUACCAACAAGCUGCAUCUGCAGAUGCAAAUUAGCCGGCGGAAGCAAAAGGAGAAUCAGCCCAGUGAGGAUGAGGAAAAACAGACUUGCCCUUCACUACCUUUGGAGGAAGGUUUGGGCUGAAGACCUUGUUAAGAGCUUUUAUUCGGUCUGAGUCAAAUAAAAGUCGAAUUUCAUUUCAACAUAAAAUACCACUUAGCACCAUGUACAGUUGUUGUACAUAUAGCUAUUCAGACUGUUUAAAUUUGGUUAAAUCUAAAAAGGUUUUAACAAUAUUACUAAUUUGGAGGCGAAAUAUUGCUACUUUCCUAUACAUUUCACCCUGGCAUUCUGUAAAGUUUGACAUAAUGUCUCUCAGCAUUCAGAAUGUGAAAAGGCAAAUUUUUUUACAUUUUUCACACUGUUGUUGUAUGGAGAAGCCAAUUUCUGUUAAUUGCAACCUAUAAUUAGGUUUGUGAUUUAAAGGUUAUGUUUUCUCCAUUUUGUUCUUUUCAGUCAA